AUGUAUCCACACAAAUACGAAUGGGCAAGCGCCAACCAAGAAAAUGGUGAUUGUUCAAUAUGGGUAAGAGCAGCUCAAUUGGAAUUUGAUGACGGCAGCUGGGAAUGUCAAGUUACGGCGAGUGAUUUUCAUACCCAAGAUGCACUUACUAGUCAUCCUGUUCGUUUGGUAGUGAGAGUGUUGGCUUUUUGCAUCCGUCGUACUUUGAAAAUACCAAAAGGAUUAUCUAAAGCCAAAUUAAAGCAACUUAUGUUGGCGGAGUCUGACGAUGAAUUGGAAGAUCAUGUCAUAGUGUUUUCUGAAGGCGAAGAUAGUGAUAUGGAGCCAGAAAUCAUUGAAAAAUUGUCUGACGUGAUUGAAGCCGAUAAUGAAAAUGUUCAGCAAAUUACAAACCAAGCAAACGUAAUAGAAGAGCUUGUCAAUCCAUCGUAUAUAUCUAAAGAUGGGUACAAAUGA
This is a messenger RNA of Diabrotica balteata, 456 nucleotides long. Lineage: Eukaryota; Metazoa; Arthropoda; Insecta; Coleoptera; Chrysomelidae. The record is from the annotation of a GenBank genome assembly.